Umbelopsis ramanniana AG is the source of this 1218-nucleotide messenger RNA. RefSeq lists its product as uncharacterized. The record is from RefSeq and is a predicted model, not a curated record. Gene Ontology annotation, cellular component: cytoplasm. Gene Ontology annotation, molecular function: mRNA binding. NCBI's taxonomy places the organism in Eukaryota, Fungi, Mucoromycota, Umbelopsidomycetes, Umbelopsidales, Umbelopsidaceae. Bases 1 to 1218 code for a protein of 405 amino acids. The transcript is spliced from 5 exons. Gene Ontology annotation, biological process: post-transcriptional regulation of gene expression.
AUGUACUCCAGAAGAGGUAGCGCUGAACAUGAUCAAAGUAAUCGGUUUGCCAAUGUGGAACUCAAGGAUCUGACUGGCAAGAUUUAUGAGUUGUGCAAAGAUCAGCAUGGGUGCCGAUAUCUUCAAAAGAAGUUGGAAGAGCAAAACGAAGAAAACCUCAACAUCAUAUUCAACGAGGUCUUUAAGCAUUUUGUAGAGCUCAUGACAGACCCAUUUGGAAACUAUUUGUGUCAAAAGUUGCUUGACUAUUGUAACGAUGAACAGAGAACUAUCAUCGUUGAAACUGUAGCGAAAGACUUGGUUGGAAUCUCCCUCAAUAUGCAUGGGACAAGAGCAGUGCAAAAAAUGAUCGAGUCUCUAUCUACUUCUAGACAGAUACGCAUGAUUAUAGUUGCAUUGACUCCCAAUGUUGUUACUCUGAUCAAAGAUUUGAACGGCAACCACGUUAUCCAAAAGUGCUUACAUAGACUCAAUGCCACUGACAAUCAGUUCAUCUACGAUGCGGUUAGCCGUCACUGUGUUGAAGUUGCUACUCAUCGUCACGGUUGCUGCGUGCUGCAGCGUUGUAUAGAUCAUGCUAGCAUCUCGCAGCGUGCACAAAUUGUUACAGAGGUCACCCACCAUGCUUUGCCUCUGGUACAGGAUCCUUUUGGAAACUACGUUGUGCAGUAUGUUUUGGAUUUGGGAGACGCUGCCUUUUCAGACGCUCUUAUUCGACGAUUCAUUGGCAACGUAUGUACCUUAUCCGUUCAAAAAUUCAGCUCCAACGUUAUCGAAAAGUGUAUUCGCGUCUCCGAACCUGACACACGAAAGUGUUUGAUCGAAGAAAUGCUGGACAAGGAUGCUUUAGAAAAGCUUCUUCGAGAUUCAUUUGCAAACUAUGUCGUUCAGACAUCGCUAGAUUACGCCGACCCCGAUCAGCGCGUGAAGCUUGUUGACUGUAUACGGCCGAUCUUACCCAGUAUUCGAAAUACUCCAUACGGCAAACGAAUUCAAGGCAAAUUGCAGCGUGAUCAACAGCAACGUGAUCAACAGCAGCAGCAUCAGCAGCAACAACAGGGUAAUGUGUACAAAAAGUUUGGCAAUAUCAACAACCGAGACAAUGUACAAAUGCAAAAUAUGCAGAAUAAUAAUGGCUUGCCCGUUUUGGGAUUCCCCUUCAACUACGGCAACAUGGGCAUGGUUGGGAUGAAUGAACAAAUGUUCCCAUACAUGUAA